This is a messenger RNA of Prorocentrum cordatum, 853 nucleotides long. NCBI's taxonomy places the organism in Eukaryota, Dinophyceae, Prorocentrales, Prorocentraceae. The record is from the annotation of a GenBank genome assembly.
CAGGGCCAGCACCUGCGCCACGACCUGGACGAGGCACGGGAACGGCCUGAAGCCCUCCCAGAGCGGCUACAGGCUGCAGAGACCCCAGUCGCACGAGGACAAGAUCACACGCGAUGUUCAGCAGCUUCUGAACAAGGUGUCCCACAAGAAUUUAACCCGCGUAGUCGAGCGCUUCAAUGACAUUGUCAUCCACGGCUCGGAGGAUCUCCAGCUCGUGGUGUCGCUGAUUAUUCGGAAGGUUCUUGAUGAGCCGCAUUAUUGCGAGACCUACGCUCGCCUUGUUGACUCUUUGAGGUCGCGGUAUCCCGAGUUCCCCCCGGAGGGCACCGGCACCAAGCCGCUCACGUUCCGCCGGGUUCUGAUCAAUGCCGUGCAGAUGGAGUUUGAGGAGAUCCUGAACGAAGACGAGGUGGCGCUGGAUGCGGGCGAGCGGCGCCGGAAGGCGUUCGCAAACGCCAAGUUCAUCGGCUACCUUUUCCUCCGGAACCUGCUGGCAGAGAGCGUCAUCCACGGCGUGCUUUCCGACCUGCUGGACCCGGGCAGGCACCCCCUGGAGGAGUGCGCCCUGCGACUGCGCCCGGGCGUGGGCCAGGAGCCCCUGGUGGAGUGCGCCCUGCAGCUGCUGCAGGUCGUCGGCUGCAAGCUGGAGGGCACCGCGUCCGGGAGGCCGCUGAUAGCGCAGCUCUCGGAUCGCCUGGACGACCUGGCCGGCCGCGAGAGCCCGCUAUCCAACAGGGUGCGGUUCAAGAUUAAGGACGUCCUCGACCUCCAGCGCCGCGGCUGGCAGGAGAAGGUUGUCCGGGAUCAGGCCAAACCCCUGCAGGAGGUCCGGAAGGAUGCGGCCCUGGAGGCC